Molecule: messenger RNA, 2669 nt
Organism: Sus scrofa (pig)
Lineage: Eukaryota; Metazoa; Chordata; Mammalia; Artiodactyla; Suidae
Source: RefSeq, a predicted model, not a curated record
GCCGCUCCCCUCUCCUGUAGCCUCAUUUCUGCUAAGACCUGACUUUUUCUUCCAGCUGUUCUUAGCUAUUUUUAUUUUUAAUUUUUUUGUUCUUCUUAGUUUAAUCACUCCCUCUUUCUAUGAAAAAAUGUCCUUUCCCCACUUUUGCCUGUUUAGGCAGCAGUUUCCCUCUAAAGUUUGUUGUUGUUGUUCCCAGUGGCUCCCGAUCACCUCCGUUUUUGCCUGUUUUCCUUGACUCAUUCUUGCCUCCAUCACUCUUACCCAAUUUGAUUAGUUUUGUUGUUUCGGUCUUCUCAUCACCUCUACUUCCUCACCUCCUCCAGAGCGUUGCCUUCUGCCCUAGGCCUGCCUUGAUCUCAUCAUAGGAAACAGCCCAAGCCCACCAUCAUGCCGACUUUUCUGUUUUACUUUCCUCCUUGGGAUUUCUCAUCACUGGACAUCCUUUGUUUCACCUGGUCAUGGUCUGUCUUCCCCCGCCGUGCGUGAGCAUGAUGAGCUCAGGGCAUUGUUCACUUUCUUGUUGGCUGAGGUGUUCCUGGCGCCUGGUAUGGGGCUCGGGAAGUAGCCCAUGCUCCUUCAAUGUUUACUGAAUGACUGAAUGAAAUGUACAUGAAGCAGAUGCUGCUAUGGUUCAUCUACCUGCAUUCAUUCAGUUCUUGCUGCCUUGCCUUGUGGGGAUCUUCUCACUCCGCUGCUCUCUGAUCUUUUGCUGUAGGUCUCAUUUCUAAUUCUGGCCAUCGACCUCUCCUGUGAGUCGACAUCUGUGGACAACUGGGGAGUUCGCCCUUGAAGGACAGCCAGAAACUGUCUUCAAUGGCUUCGCUGGUGGCUUAUGAAGACUCAGACUCUGAGGCCGAGGCUGAGCCCGCAGGAAGUUUUAACCCCGCCGGCCAGAUGGAAGAUGCUUCUGCUGCGGCCCCGUCUCACAGGUGGGCUCUCGCCUCGGACUCCCUGGACGUGGCGGAUGCAGGCGCACAGCCUGCAAAACGUGAAGACCCCGCGGGCCGGCGUCUCCCACUGGUUCGGCUCUGGAGAAAUGACCCAGGAUCUCGCCCCAGCCAGAGGUUACUUUGGCCCCGGCCGGAGCCUGAGGUCACCGCCCCCCCCAGCCAGCCUCCUCGUCCCUCCCUGUGGACCAGCCAAACUCCCGCUGGCCACGUGCCCCUGGCAGCUGCCCGCCUGCAGCAGGCGAAACCCCCCUGGGGCGCCUACGACUCCCCCGAGGCAUCUUUCCGUGCCCGGACCGAAUCUGAACGCCCCGGUAGCAACGGCAGCUCUCUUCAGAGGAAGCGGUGUGAGGACUCUGUUGUGCCCUAUACCCCGAAAAGACUGAGACACUUGCAGGCGCUAAGCGCGGAGGCAGGCAAGGGGGAAGAUGCGGAGGCCCAGGGUCCCUCGGGGAGGCGGCCCCCCGCCCCUCUCUGCGUGGGCCCCCAAGUGUCCGAGUUUAUUCAGCCGUAUUUGGAUGGUCAGCAUAAAGAAACCACGAUUCCCAAGAAGGUGCUCUUCCACCUGAGAGGCCACCGGGGCCCCGUCAACAGCGUGCAGUGGUGUCCGGUCUUUGCCAAGAGCCACAUGCUUCUUUCAACGUCUAUGGACAAAACCUUCAAGGUGUGGAACGCCGUGGACUCCGGGAGCUGCUUGCAGACCUACUUCCUGCAUAGCGAGGCGGUGCGUGCCGCCCGGUGGUCCCCCUGCGGCCGGCGCAUCCUCAGCGGCGGCUUCGACUUCGCCCUGCACCUAACCGACCUUGAAACAGGAACCCAGCUAUUCAGCGGUCAGAGUGGCUUCAGAAUCACGACCUUGAAAUUUCACCCAAGAGACCACAGCCUCUUUGUAUGUGGAGGUUUCAGCUCUGAGAUGAAAGCUUGGGACCUGAGGACCAGCAAGGUGGUGAGGAGCUACAAGGCGACCGUCCAGCAGACCCUCGACGUGCUGUUCCUCCGGGAGGGCACUGAGUUUCUGAGCAGCACAGACGCAUCAAGCCGAGACUCUGCCGACCGCACCAUUAUUGCCUGGGAUUUCCGGAGCGCUGCCAAAAUCUCCAACCAGAUUUUCCACGAGAGGUACACCUGUCCCAGCCUCACCCUGCACCCGCGGGAGCCUGUGUUCCUCGCACAGACCAACGGCAACUACCUGGCCCUCUUCUCCGCCGUGUGGCCCUACCGGAUGAGCAGAAGGCGGCGCUACGAAGGGCACAAGGUGGAAGGCUACUCGGUGGGCUGCGAGUGUUCCCCAGACGGUGACCUGCUGGUGACAGGCAGCGCCGAUGGCCGGAUCCUGAUGUACAGCUUCCGCACCGCCAGCCGAGCUCGCACGCUGCACGGGCACACGCAGGCCUGUGUUGGCACCACCUUCCACCCCGUGCUGCCCUCCAUGCUCGCCACCUGCUCCUGGGAGGGCGACAUUAAGAUCUGGCACUGAGCCCCCUGGCGUGGAACCUUCCAGAUGCUGUUCGGGGCGGGUGGGUGUGGGUGGUGAGGAAGCACCGAGGUUGGCUCAGCGUCAGACUCAGGUGGAAGCUGCUUCCCCGCCCCCGUGCACCUCAGUCUCCUCAUCUGUAAAGUGGGGACAAAGAUCUGUUGUCUCAGGAUUGUGAGGCCUGUGCUGAUGAAAGCACCUGGCAGGCUGCUGCUGCUGCUCAAUAAAUGCAAAUGUUCUGCUGUGUC